UAACGCUGCUGCUGUGCGUAAACCCUCUAACUGAAUCUUUCUCGCCGUCUUUGUCAGUGGAACGUGGCUUUCAAGUUCUAGAUUUUGACAAAGGACUGACUUAAGAUAGCUUGUAAAGAUGCUAGUACUGUUUGAGACGUCAGGUGGUUUUGCACUCUUUAAAGUAUUAGAUGAAGGAAAGCUCUCUAAUGUUGAGGAUUUGGGUGAUGAGUUCUCGUCUGCAGAGUCAGCUCGAAGGAUGGUUAGGCUAAUAGCUUUUCAUAAGUUUGACAAUACAUCUGAAGCUCUUGAAGCAGUGGCUAAAUUGGUAGAGGGAACUUCAAGCAAAGGUCUACGCAAGUUCUUGAAAAAUAACUGUGGUGAUGGUGAAACCUUAGCGGUGGCUGAUUCAAAUAUUGGAAAUAUUAUCACUGAGAAACUGGACGUACAAUGUGUUCACAACAACGCUGUUAUGGAGCUAUUACGCGGUGUGAGAAGCCAGUUAACCGAACUUUUAUCCGGAUUGGAUGAUAACGAUUUAGCUCCAAUGAGCCUGGAAUUGUCUCACAUCCUUGCUAGAUAUAAACUAAAAAUCACCUCUGAUAAGGUGGAGACCAUGAUAAUCCAAGUUAUUGGUCUUCUUGAUGAUCUUGACAAAGAGCGUAACACUUACGCUAUGAGGGUUCGUGAAUUGUACGGUUUGCAUUUUCCCGAGCUUGCGAAGAUCGUACAGGACAAUAUCUUAUAUGCCAAGGCUGUUAAACUAAUGGGGAAUCGGAUUAAUGCUGCAAAUCUAGACUUCUCCGAGAUAUUGGCUGAUGAAGUUGAAGCAGAACUUAAAGAGGUUGCUGUGAUAUCUAUGGGAACUGAAGUCACUGACCUUGAUUUGAUUCACAUCCGACAACUCUGUGACCAGAUUCUGUCUCUUGCUGAGUACAGAGCUCAGCUUAAUGACUACUUGAAGAGUAGAAUGAACAAAAUUGCACCAAAUCUAACUGCCCUUGUCGGGGAGCUAGUCGGUGCUCGCCUUAUUUCUCAUUGUGGUAGUCUAUUAAACCUCGCAAAGCUACCUGGGAGCACGAUUCAGAUUCUUGGAGCUGAAAAGGCCCUAUAUAGAGCCCGCAGGAUGAACCACGCCACUCCAAAGCACGGUCUGAUUUACCAUGCACCUGUGGUUAGCCAAGCUGCACCAGAGCACAAGGGUAAAAUCUCACGGUCAUUAGCUGCAAAAGCUGCUCUUGCUAUACGGUGUGAUGCUUUUGGUGAUGGACAAGACAACACAAUGGGAGUGGAAACCCGCUUAAAGCUGGAAGCGCGUUUGAGAAAUCUUGAAGGAGGGGAUUUAGGAGCCUUCGAAGAAGAAGAAGUUUAUUACAAAGAUAAAAAGAAGAAGGCUGAUGAUGAGGAAGAACCCAAAACUGAGGAGCCUUCGAAGAAGAAGAAGACAGAAGCAGAACUUGAAACCGCCAAAGAGCCCGUAAAGAAGAGUAAACACGAGGGUGUUACAGGAUUAUUAAUCCUGAUUUUCUUAAUUCCUCUUAUUUAUUUCGUUUAUGUUAACCAGUUAGCUUGCUAAACCAUUAUUAGCUCAGAUAUCAAAAUUUUUGCGUGAGUAUCACGUCUAGUUUCUUUACGUUUUGUCAGGAAGAACGAAAAAUUAA
Molecule: messenger RNA, 1640 nt
Organism: Arabidopsis lyrata subsp. lyrata
Lineage: Eukaryota; Viridiplantae; Streptophyta; Magnoliopsida; Brassicales; Brassicaceae
Product: putative nucleolar protein 5-3
Exons: 8
Coding region: 119-1555 (478 amino acids)
Cellular component (GO): small-subunit processome; box C/D methylation guide snoRNP complex
Molecular function (GO): snoRNA binding
Source: RefSeq, a predicted model, not a curated record